AUGAAAACAAUUCUACUCAUUUUCGUGACCCUUUUUGCUCUGGCCUUUGCAUCACCUGUGACACCUGUAAAACCUCCGUCAAUUAUCGAAUCACUCUCUCAUUUGUUAUACAUUCAUUUAAAUCCGACUUUUCAAGGCACACUUCAGCAGUUAAUUCAACUCGUUUUUCAAUUCGGUGAACGACUUUUUCAACCAGUUGACCAAAGACCAACUCGUUCGAACGGACCCGUUCCCGCACAAUGGGUUUCGCAAUUAUUCGGCGAAGUUAACAGCAUAGCCACUCAAUGGAAUAAUCAGGUUACUCAAUUCUUUACCAAUAUUCCUACUAUUUUCGAAAAGCAUAGUCGCAGUUUCUUCAGUCUUUCAACAAUCACACACACGCUCUACGAUGCCGUAGAAAUUCUUAUCAAUGAAUUAAAAGAAUUCUUUGUCAAUCGAAUUCGACAAGUCAUGCUUUCAAUGAUGGAUAAACAGGGUGUGAAACAACAAAAAGGUGGUCGUGCAUCAGGUGAAUUCAGUUUCGAGAUUUUCUUCAACGUCUUUCAACAACAAGUAUCCACUAUUUUCGAACAAGCCAAAGGACAAUUGAUUGCAAAUAUUGACAACGCAAUUCAUUUUGUUGAGACAUACUGGCAUGAUUUGAAAGAUGGCAUACUUGAUCACAUCUUUUAA
This is a messenger RNA of Adineta ricciae, 672 nucleotides long. The record is from the annotation of a GenBank genome assembly. Lineage: Eukaryota; Metazoa; Rotifera; Eurotatoria; Adinetida; Adinetidae.